AUGUGGAAAGGGGUGGACAGCGCGAGAACGGUACAAGGCGGGGAAGGGGUGGGAGAUCUAGAUGGUUCCCCCCAGGGGAAGGGCCUGGAUCCCCCUAGGGAGUUGUUGUGGGUAUGUUGUGGGUCUGUUGUGUUGUGGGGAAAUGGCGGGACGCUCCGUCGCUGCUUCGCAGCAAGGGGUCCCCAGGCAGGAUUACAUGGUGGUGUCCCCCCCACAGCCCCCCCGGGGGGACGCUCCCUGUCUUUUCCUCCCCCCCUGGACCCCUUCCCCCCCCCGGUGGUCAACCCCCGGCCGGGGGGCCCUGCAGUGAACAAGGCCGCCCCCCAGGGGAGAACUCGGGGCACCCCCCCCCCUUGUGGGUGUGGUUGGGGGGAAUGGAUGGGAGCGGGGGGCCAGGGGAGAGGGGUGGGGGGGUGGGGGAUGGGGUUGUGA
Molecule: messenger RNA, 432 nt
Organism: Knipowitschia caucasica
Lineage: Eukaryota; Metazoa; Chordata; Actinopteri; Gobiiformes; Gobiidae
Source: the annotation of a GenBank genome assembly